AUGGCGUCGCGAUUGGCAAAGGGCGCAUUGAGCGCCGCUCGCGUUCGUCCGACCCUCCCUAUCCGCAAUACUCUCCCAGCCGUCACCACCUUCGCGACCUCUACUCCUCGUCAGCAGACCGGUGUUCCCCAGAAGGACCCAAAGAGUGCCGCCAACUCCAUCCUCGAUGCGCUCCCUGGCAACAGCAUUGCCUCCAAGACCGCCAUUCUCUCUGCCGGAGCCGGUCUCUCAGUGGCUGCUAUUAGCAACGAGCUCUACGUCGUCAACGAGGAGUCAAUCGUCGCACUCUCCCUCCUGACCAUCUACUGGGCAGUCUACACAUAUGCCGGCCCAAUGUACAAGGAGUUUGCCCAGGGUCAGCAUGACAAGAUGAAGAACAUUCUCAACGCUGCCCGGGAGGACCACACCAGCGCUGUCAAGGCCCGUAUCAACAGCGUUGAGGAUCUCAGCGGUGUCAUUGAUGUCACCAAGAACCUUUUCGCCGAGACUGCUCAACUCGAGGCCCAGGCCUACGAGAUGGAGCAGAAGGCUGCCCUUGCUUCCGAAGCCAAGUCUGUUCUCGACUCAUGGGUCCGUUACGAGGGUCAGGUCAAGGCCAGACAGCAGAAGGAGUUGGCCGACUCCAUCAUUGCCAAGAUCGACAAGCAGCUCUCGGACCCCAAGGUUCUUGACCAGAUCCUCAAGCAGAGCGUUUCUGACGUGGAGCGCAUUGUCUCUCAGAAGUCAUCGUAG
Messenger RNA from Zasmidium cellare ATCC 36951, 732 nucleotides. RefSeq lists its product as uncharacterized. Gene Ontology annotation, biological process: proton motive force-driven ATP synthesis. The record is from RefSeq and is a predicted model, not a curated record. Bases 1 to 732 code for a protein of 243 amino acids. The transcript is spliced from 4 exons. Gene Ontology annotation, molecular function: proton transmembrane transporter activity. NCBI's taxonomy places the organism in Eukaryota, Fungi, Ascomycota, Dothideomycetes, Mycosphaerellales, Mycosphaerellaceae.